Ascoidea rubescens DSM 1968 is the source of this 363-nucleotide messenger RNA. It is a transcript of the gene DAD1, whose product is annotated as Dad1p. Lineage: Eukaryota; Fungi; Ascomycota; Saccharomycetes; Ascoideales; Ascoideaceae. The transcript has a single exon. Bases 1 to 363 code for a protein of 120 amino acids. The record is from RefSeq and is a predicted model, not a curated record. Gene Ontology annotation, cellular component: DASH complex; spindle microtubule; mitotic spindle pole body.
AUGGACAGAGGCGAUAACGAUGCUGAUUUCGAAGCCGAGAGGAAUCUAUUGUUACACGAUGUUAACCAGAAGAUGAACUCUGUUCUCAACCGACUCAACUCGCUAAACAGGUCGAUGGAACACUCCAUCACCAUUGGCAAUCAGUUCAACAGCAUUGCCAAUAUCUGGAAAGGAUUUUACGACGGUGUCACUGAAGAGAAGUCAGCAAAAGUGUCUCGAUUUUUUCAAUCAAAUCAACGUUUAGAUGGUGAAUCAAAAUCUGAUUUUGUGACUGACAAUCUGAGCCAGAAGCAGAGUGAGAACAAUAGAAAAUCUACUACCGAACAAGAUAGUAGCUUCCAAAAAGCUGCAGAUUCAUCAUAA